AUGGAUGGACAUUUAACAUCCCAAUACAAUUCUUCAAUGGAGGGUGGUGACAUUGAUCGAGAUCGAAUUAUUGACGGUCAUCUUUUACCAGAUGAAUAUUUUUGUCCAAUCUGUCGCUGUCUUCUGUGGAAUCCAUGUUCAUGUGCAUCUUGUCAACAUUUAUUUUGUCAAAAAUGUAUUCACACUUGGCUAGAAUAUUCGAAAAGUGACAAAACAUGUCCAUUUCGUUGUCAAUCAUAUGACGAACGACGCUGUCCACCGUUGUUUCAUUCAUUAUUAUCACGUGUAAAAAUUCAAUGUCGAAAUGCUUCAUUCGGCUGUUCAGAAGUUUUAGCUUACGAUUCAUUAGAACGACAUGAAAAUGUUGAGUGUAAAUAUUUGACUCGAACAUGUCCUGAAUGCAUGAAAUUGAUACUUGUAUCAGAAUUUACUGAACAUAUACAAGUACCUGGUAACUGUAUGCCGUGUCCGAUUCGAUGUACAAUCUGUCAAUCGUUCAUAGAAAAGACCGAGUUUAGAAAUCAUUUUAAUGAAUGUUAUAUGAAUAGACUCAAUACUAUGUUCGAACAAUUUGUUACACUACAAUCAAGAACAACUGAACAACAAGAAAUAUUUCCGUUAACUACAGAGCAAAGAAAUAUGCAAUUGCUUCAAACAAUGUUGAAUGCAUUCAAUACAUUUGAAGAACAACGACAAAAUUCGCGAUUACCAACGAAUCUACUCGGUAUUAAUAUGAUUCGACAAGCACGAGAACGUGGAUGUGAGUCAAGCGCGAACGCUCGAUUUCAUGUAAAACAUGAUCAACUUUUACUGGCAGGAUGCACAUGCCAUCGAUCAUGGCUGAAGCCACGUUCACGAAAAUGUGAUGAUUCAUCACCACGUAGAUAUAUGAAUGGUGAAUUAACAAAAGAAUCCUGA
This is a messenger RNA of Rotaria sp. Silwood1, 918 nucleotides long. NCBI's taxonomy places the organism in Eukaryota, Metazoa, Rotifera, Eurotatoria, Philodinida, Philodinidae. The record is from the annotation of a GenBank genome assembly.